CGGCGGACGGUAACAAGUUUCUCUUCUUAUUCUUCCAUUGUACGUUGCUUGUACAGAUAUCUAUCCAUUUGCAUGUAUGUGGGCUUUGUAACACGCGGCAGCACUAAAAGCCUGCGAGGUUAAGCCAGAGCGUGCUGAUCACCGUGGAGCUGGGUUAUCGGUUCACCGACAACUAUGAGUGGGUCACAGUGGCCACCGGACGGCGACCGUCCCCCACAAUUACCGCCUCUGGUUCGAAGUAGUGCACCUUUCCAGGAGCACUCAGUCCUCUCCACAGACGCCCAUUAUCCGCAACGUCCCCCGUCCGUGCAUGACGCGUUGUCCCCGACGCACGAGCAGUCACCGCAUUUUGUCGAGCACACUCGGCUAAGGACCCGCCACGAACCACCAUCCCACCACCGUCCGUCUGCCCCACCACCACAUCUUCAUCAUCACCAUCAUCAUCAUCGCUAUCAUGCAAGCGACUAUCGCACCUACUCACCUCCUCCACCCUCUCAGAGCCACCAGUUACCGUAUCUUCCAGAAUUGCGUUAUCCCACACACCCAGCGCAGCACCCUCUUCAUCCUUCGCCCACAUCCGAAACAUUUUCCAGAAGGCAAUGGGAUGCAGGUCCAUCGCAAUUGCCGGAAGGUAGAGGCUUGUAUGAGGGUGCUCGCUACCCGCUUGAUUCCAUUCGCGACUCCCGACACACGGAUCCUUAUUAUGACGUCCCCAGGAGACGGGGAGUAUUAAUGGAACCUGACAUGCCCUUCGAGAGAGAGUCCCCGUCCGAAUACAUGAUGAACAGGAGAUAUUCUGUUGAGGGCGACAGACAACAGUCGGGAGAUCCUCCAGAUACCCGCAUUGCUAGGGACAGAUAUGAGGAACUAGCCCCGCAACACGCCGUUGGAAGAGAAUUAAGGCGCGCCAUGGAGCGCCGACUGGAUCACGAAAGCCGGUUUCCUCCUGAAUUCAGGGAAACCCUUGCCUAUGUUCGGCAUUCGGACGCUUUUGAUAGGCAUAAUGAGUUGUUUGACCGAGAUCGUUCCCAUCCACUCUUCGUGAGCGAUGGAGAUCGAGUGCGUUCCUUGGAUGUGGAAUCAUCGCAAAAUGGGCGACGAAGGGCCAGCAGUGAACUUUCGGAAGGUGAGCGCUAUUCUCGAACUGCAUCGCAAGCCUUCCGAUAUAUGGAUGAGACUCGGGAGAAUCGAGGUCCUCGGCUGGAGCAACCCCAUGAAGUUACGUAUGCACGCCACCGUCCAUGGAACUCUCCCCAAAGUCCCAAUGGGAUCAAACCUGCUUUACUAGUCGCAAGCGGUACUUCGGCAGCGCCCAGCUCCACACGCGCCGAUACACAGCGAGCUCCCGGACUUGAACCAAUGUCCAUUUCCCUUCUUGUAAACUCGUCCACAACACCCGUCCCUAGCAUAACAUCAUCGCGACUUCCCGGGGUUCCCACAAUAGAAUCGUUCCAUGUUUCAAAAGAGGACGCAUUGCGAGAUGAUAAAUCCACUCUCGCCAAUGUCGCAUCUACGGAGCAACUGAAUGGGGAGAGUAAGGAUUACCACCAAGAUAGCACGGGAGAAUACGAUACAGCGACAUCUCCUGGAGGCAUAACCGAUCGAGUGCUAUUGGCGCCGCGAGCGGUAGCCGCGUCAGGGGAUGGGCGUUCUGACCUUUCCGCUGAGUCAAUCACAGAAGACUUUGGACAGCAUUCCAUUCAGCCGACCGCCGUUACGCAUACCAAGAGGCAAAAUAGUUCCUAUGCUUCGCAAGCAGUAAGCGGAAAGAUGAACGGUGCUGCACUACAUUUAUGUCAGAAACCCACGACGAGAAAGAGAGGACUCCCAUCUGAGGUUCUAACCCCAGACCGAGACUACGAUCCAGCUUCAUCCUACUCAAUAGAUUACGCCAUAAAACCAAGCUUUUGGCCCGAAUCACAAAGAGCGCUCGAGUAUGAAGCAGAAUUGAGCAGCGACCCAGAUGAUCUGGAUAUAUGUGCUGGUCAAAAUAUGACUUCAAAAGCCAAGAAACAGUUGGUGCGCUACAUGAUUCGGUUGAGACAUCGACGACGCGAUAUUUUACGGAAGUACGAAAAAAAGCAGAAGGAGAAACUUGCUAAAUUUCAUAAGAAGCUGAUUGCAAAGUACGGUGUCAAUCUGGAUCGCCGGUCAAAAACUGGCAAACGCAAGCGGCUGGACCUGGCUCAAGGACUUGAUGAGGAUCGUGCAAUGGAGUCGAGUGGAAAACGUGCCAAACAGGAUACCUAUACUUCACAUGGAGACUACUACGAUCAAGAUGUAUUUGAAGAUCCAGAGACGACGCGGCUACGGGAACUGCGGAACAUGGAAAUGGCUAGGCAUCAUUUAUGGCAGAUGAUCGCUCAAAGAGAUAUCCCGCGGGCGCAUCAAAUUAUGGUCCACUAUUCCACUGUGAAGCAACAAAACUUGCACAAAGUUGCCCAGUUGUGUCGCAGGGAAGCAGUGCGGACGAAAGUCAAUGAAAAGCAGCAAAGUCGAGAAUUGACGGCCCGUGCCAAACGUGUAGCCAAGGAGAUGCUGAUCUUUUGGAAGCGGAAUGAGAAGGAAGAACGGGAACUCCGAAAAAAGGCCGAAAAGGAGGCUAUGGAGCAGCGAAAGAGGGAAGAAGAAUUACGCGAGGCCCAGCGACAGGCUCGAAAGCUCAAUUUCCUCAUCUCCCAAACGGAGCUUUAUAGUCAUUUCAUUGGGCGCAAGCUUGGAAAUGCUGCAGAUUUCGAAAGUUCAGAUCCGGCAACGGAGGGUAUCAUAGAGCCUGUGAAAUCCUUUGGCGAAAUCGACUUCGACGCGGAAGAUGAUGAACAGCUGGCUGCUAGAGCUCGCAAUGAGGCGGAACAGGCGUUGGCCAAACAGCGGCAAGCUACUCGAGCAUUUGACGAAAGCGCGAGAGCUCGAAGAGCAGAGGUUCACGGCCCUGGUGGUCUUGCAAUUUCGGAAAGCACGGUCGAUCAGAUGGACUUCUUGAAUCCAUCGAGUUUGCGAAGCGAUUCGGAAAUUGAGCAACCCACGAUGCUCACGGUGACGUUGAAGUCGUAUCAACUGAAGGGAUUGAAUUGGCUGGCCAAUCUGUAUGAGCAAGGAAUCAAUGGUAUCCUUGCCGAUGAAAUGGGGUUAGGAAAGACAAUCCAAUCCAUAGCCCUUAUGGCGUAUCUUGCGGAGAAGCACGACAUAUGGGGACCUUUCCUUGUGGUAUCGCCCGCUUCUACGCUACCGAACUGGCAGCAGGAAAUUGCCCGCUUCGCACCAGAGUUGAAGAUUUUGCCAUAUUGGGGUGAUCCAGAAGACCGCCGAACUCUUCGUGGCUUUUUGAGUCCGAAAAAGUUGGGAGUGAAGGAUGCACCAUUCCAUGUGGCAAUUACGUCCUAUCAACUUAUAGUGACAGAUAUUCAGCAGUUCAACCGAAUCAAGUGGCAGUAUAUGAUUCUGGAUGAAGCUCAAGCAAUUAAAUCGUCUAGCAGUCAGCGAUGGAAAACUCUGUUGAAGAUGAACUCACGCAACCGGCUUCUGUUAACGGGAACACCAAUUCAGAACUCCAUGCAGGAACUUUGGUCACUUCUUCACUUCAUCAUGCCCACCUUGUUUGAUUCUCACGAGGAAUUCAGUGACUGGUUCUCCAAAGACAUAGAAUCUCACGUGGAAGAUAAUGGCACUCUCAAUGAGCACCAGCUCCGUCGUCUGCACAUGAUUCUCAAGCCGUUCAUGUUACGUCGUGUGAAGCGCGAUGUUGAGAACGAGCUAGCAGAUAAAAUUGAAGUGGAACUCAGUUGCCAACUGACUCCUCGCCAAAAGAUGUUGUAUCAGCGUCUUAAACAAAAGAUCUCCAUCAAAGAGUUGAUGGACAAGGUGACCAUGGACCGUCCCAUCUCCUCGACAGCUGGUGAGGAGGAAGGAAGCGAGGAUAGUCUCAUGAACAUUGUAAUGCAGUUUAGAAAGGUCUGUAAUCAUCCAGAGUUGUUUGAGCGGGCGGACGUUAUCAGUCCUUUUGUGUGUAUUGACGCGGACGGUACCGGAAUGGGUGGUGGAGUUAGUUCAAGGGUUGAUAUAUUGGAAGUACCAUAUGGAGUUAAGGGGUGUAUACGAUACAGGAUUCCGAAGAAAUUGUACAGGAGCGGAUUAGUGGCGAGACAGCCGUGGAAGGAGGGGAAUAUUUGGCAUGCGGCCUCGGUGUGGAAAGGGGAGAGAGAUAGUAGAGGAGAGAUAUUCGGCUUCCUCCAUUUUAUCGAUACCUCCAUUGGGGAGUUUUCAAGGUUAUACGCGUCAAAUGUGCUGCGACGCUGGGUGUUGCAUAUACUAUACCACGACAGGAAGCGUCGGAUGUACGGAUACUUGAAGCGGAACGAAUACAGACGGCCGAGUCGGUCAAUGCUGAAUAUCGUUGGGUAUGAUGACUGGAGAGACGGGGUGCAUAUUGAAGGGCUACCCAAUUUGGUCACGUUGUGUGAAGAGGAAGAGAUGUAUGGGGUUUUGAGACGGUUGAAUAUGGCAUACCUGCCUGCGGCGUUGGCGCCGCCCGUCCUGUAUGAGUGCUCCGACCGAUCUUUUGCUUUCGAACAGGAUGGCUUAAUGCAUAAUCGAUGGAUGCGUACCCUGCUGUUCGGAGAUAGUCGCACCGGGCUUGGGUGUGAUACUGUGGAUAGGGAAGCUGCAGAAUAUGUAGAGACAAAUGAGGGGAAGGGAAUUAUGGGUUCGUCGGGACGUAAGCAUGGGUGGGAGUAUGUCGAGGUUCCAGCUGUUGGCAAACUAGUGACAGAUUCGGGCAAGAUGGUCAUUCUGGACUCGCUCUUGCCCAAAUUGAAGGUUGAUGGACAUCGAGUGUUGAUUUUCUUCCAAAUGACGAUGAUGAUGGACUUGAUGGAGGAGUAUUUAGCAAAUCGACAAUAUUCUUAUUUGAGGUUGGACGGUUCGACAAGUAUCUUUGACCGAAGAGAUCUCGUCAUGGAUUGGCAGACCAAACCUGAACUAUUCAUUUUCCUGCUCUCCACCCGAGCUGGAGGAUUGGGCAUCAACCUCACAGCAGCGGAUACCGUCAUCUUUUAUGACAGCGAUUGGAAUCCGACAGUCGAUCAGCAGGCCAUGGACCGAUCGCAUCGAUUAGGACAGACCAAACAAGUCACUGUAUAUCGCCUCAUCACCGCCGGCACGAUUGAGGAGAGAAUCCUGAUGCGAGCGAGGCAGAAGGACCAGAUUCAGAAAGUCGUCAUAUCAGGCGGUGAAUUCAAGCAACAAGUGGAGUUCAAACCGAAAGAGGUUCUAUCUUUGUUACUUGAUGAUGAGGAGAUGGAGGAGAAGGUACGCAAAGAGUCUGCCCGCCGCCAAGCCGAGGAAGAAGAGAAAGAGCGCCAGAAGGCUCUUAAGUCCAAAACGCCAAAAAGUCAGGUACGACGGAAAGACAAAAAGAUCAGGGAAAAGGAAGGUGCAAGAGAGGCUACUCCUGCUGGGGAUAUCAGUGCGGCUGGUUCGGAGACACUAUCUGCUGCCAAACCUGGGGCUACUGGGAAACGCAAACCGAAGGGGGGUGGCGAGCCAAGGAAGAUGGGAAAAGAUGUGGUUUCCGUACCCUUUCCUCCUUCGAGGACGAUCGGUGAACAGGAGGUACGAGAGGUCAAAGAUGGAGAGGAAGGAGACAUUGAUGUUGUGAGUGUAGUAUAGAUAUACGGGCCUUUCCUUGUACACAUGUGUUUUCUGUGAGUAUGGAUUUGAAGACUGAUAGUUUGCCGACUGACAUGACUCUGCUUUAUAUAUACUAUCGC
This is a messenger RNA of Spizellomyces punctatus DAOM BR117, 5768 nucleotides long. RefSeq lists its product as uncharacterized. The transcript is spliced from 19 exons. The coding region runs from base 175 to 5667 and encodes 1830 amino acids. Gene Ontology annotation, cellular component: Ino80 complex. The record is from RefSeq and is a predicted model, not a curated record. NCBI's taxonomy places the organism in Eukaryota, Fungi, Chytridiomycota, Chytridiomycetes, Spizellomycetales, Spizellomycetaceae. Gene Ontology annotation, biological process: DNA repair. Gene Ontology annotation, molecular function: histone binding; ATP binding; ATP-dependent chromatin remodeler activity.